This is a messenger RNA of Macrosteles quadrilineatus (aster leafhopper), 4206 nucleotides long. RefSeq lists its product as uncharacterized. Gene Ontology annotation, molecular function: nucleic acid binding. The record is from RefSeq and is a predicted model, not a curated record. Gene Ontology annotation, biological process: DNA integration. NCBI's taxonomy places the organism in Eukaryota, Metazoa, Arthropoda, Insecta, Hemiptera, Cicadellidae. The transcript has 5 exons. Bases 1 to 4206 code for a protein of 1401 amino acids.
AUGGAAAGAAAAUUUGCUGCUCAGCCCGAAUUCAAAGAUUUAUACUCCGAAUUUAUGGAUGACUACAUCAAAUCAGGUCACAUGAGUGCAUGUGAGCAACCCCUUUCUGGUGAAUGUUACUAUUUACCCCACCAUGGAGUAUUUAAGGAGAAUCCCCCUAAUUCCAAAAUACGAGUCGUAUUUGAUGGUAGUUCCAAAACAAACAAUGGCGUCUCCCUAAACGAUAUCCUCAUGCCUGGCCCUAAGUUGCAGAAUGAUAUUAGUGAUGUCUUGCUGUACUUUAGGUGUCACAAGUUUGUGUUCACUUGUGAUAUACGACAGAUGUAUCGCCAGAUUCUGGUGGCUGAAGAUGACAAGAAAUAUCAGUUAAUCUUUUGGCGAUCCAACCCUGAUGAAUCCCUUCAAGUCUUAAAGCUAAAUACCGUCACCUACGGUCUCAACUGUUCCCCCUUCAUUGCGAUCAGAACAUUACAACAAUUGGUCAAAGAUGAGGGUCACUCAUACCCCAAGGCGUCUGAGAUUCUAACUAAAUCAAUAUUUUAUGACGACAUCAUCGCUGGAGCAGAAAGUCUUGAUGAAGCUUUGUCUGCACAGAAUGAACUCAAGAACUUGCUCUCUAGAGGAGGUUUUGAACUCCGAAAAUGGAUUAGCAACGCACCCCAACUAUUGGACCAAGUCCCAAUUGAACACAAAGAGACUCCAGUGGAGUUAACUGAAAAUAGUGAAGCCUUCUUCAGUGUCCUAGGUCUAAAAUGGACUCCAGAGUCCGACAUGCUUUCUUACAAGGUUAAGGAUGUUGAAAUAAGUGCUAUACUUACAAAGAGAAGAAUAUUAUCUACAAUCGCUAAACUGUACGAUUUACCAGGGUUUCUUACACCCGUAAUUUUCUGGGCAAAAACACUUAUUCAGUAUCUCUGGACAACAGGGCUAACUUGGGAUGAACCUGUUCCAAAUGAUGUUAGAACCAAGUGGCAUUCAUUCUUAGAAGAACUCCCAAUAAUUCAAGAACUAAGAAUUCCACGCUACAUUUCUACUUCUCUGCAUACGGCUGUGCAACUCCACGGCUUCAGCGAUGCUUCAGAGAAAGGCUACGCUGCUGUUGUCUACCUUCGUGUCACUGACUCUCAAGAGAAUACAAGGCUCUAUCUCAUCGUCUCUAAAUCAAAAGUCGCUCCUUUGAAAAGAAUUUCUCUGCCACGGCUUGAACUUUGUGGCACUCACUUACUGGGAAAACUUCUUCAAUAUUCUUCAAACAUACUCUCUGCUCAUAUGAAGAUUGAAUCAAUAUAUGCUUGGUGUGACUCCACAAUUGUCCUAACCUGGAUACGCACUCUUCCAUACCGCUUGAAAGUCUUCAUUGCCAAUCGUAUUUCAGAACUCCAAGAAUUGGUCUCUCCUCACUCAUGGAAUUAUGUCAAAUCUCAAGACAACCCGGCAGAUUGCGCCACUCGUGGUCUUUCACCCUCUCAACUUGUGACUCAUCAUUUAUGGUGGAAUGGACCGGAAUGGUUACAGUCAUCGCCAGAUUCUUGGCCUAAGCCAAAAUUCACACCUGUUAUUGAUGAUGACACUCUUGAAAUAAGGCCAAAUCCUCUAAACGUUCUAGCAACCACAGAGAAGAUUAAACUCACUGAUUUUGAUAUACUAGAAAAAUAUUCAUGUUUCAGGAAACUUGUAAAUGUCAUGGCAUAUAUAUUGCGAUUCAUUCAUAAUCUGCAAGCCAAUGAUCACCGCAUUGGACGACUUACUUGCCAAGAAACUUCUUCAGCGAAAUUAAGAAUUUUCAAACUCAUACAAAAUACAUCAUUUAAGGAUGACAUCUCUGCUCUCAAAAAGGGAUCUCAAUGCAGCUUAAAACUUGCUCGUUUAUCCCCAUAUAUUGAUGACAGUGGAAUAGUGCGAGUAGGGGGCAGGUUGAAACAUUCCAACCUUACACAAGAUGCGAAACAUCCAGUUUUGUUACCUAAAUCUCACUGUGCUGUCAAACUGUUGAUUAUGCAUUAUCACCUAAAGCAUCUACACGCAGGCCCUCAAUUGCUGCAGUCUAUUCUGUCUCAAGAGGUUUGGAUAUUAUCAGCCCGCAGCGUGAUAAGAUCUGUGAUUUUCAAGUGUCAAAGAUGUUUCAGACUUAAGCCUGUAAACAAACCUCCACUGAUGGGAGAUCUUCCUGAAACUCGAUUAAAACCUGUAAGGCCAUUCUAUCACACUGGCAUGGACUAUAGUGGACAUUUUGACAUUAAAGUUCAUUCAACUAGGAACACUCAACGGUUAAAAUCAUACCUCUGCCUCUUUGUAUGUUUUGCUACGAAAGCUGUGCACCUAGAAAUUGUAACAGACCUAUCUGUAGACUCCUUCAUAGCUGCACUAAAACGUUUUGUUUCUCGUCGUGGAUUGUGUGCCCACUUAUACUCAGAUUGCGGAACUAACUAUGUUGGAGCCUCAAAGCAACUCAUGAAAACUUUUCAGAAUUUCAUCAAGGAAUCAAACACUAAAGAUGCUCUUAACAACUUCGCAUUAGAUCACUCAAUAAAUUUUCACUUUCAACCACCAGCCGCUCCCCACCAAGGAGGCCUAUGGGAGAGUGCUAUAAAAAGCUCUAAAUAUCAUCUGAAAAGAGUCAUAGGUGAUAGAGUUCUAACACUAAUGGAAAUAAUAACACUCGCCACACAGGUGGAGGCUGUACUAAACUCGAGACCCUUAACAGCGUUAUCCGCAGAUCCAUCUGACAUCUCAGCCCUUACUCCGGGUCAUUUUCUUAUCGGCACUUCUCUUGUGGCAGUACCGGAACCAAAUCUUGAAGAAGUUCCCGAAAAUCGUCUCAACCAUUGGCAAACUGUACAAGCCCUACAUCAACGCUUCUGGCGACGUUGGCAUCAAGAAUAUUUACAUCAGCUACAACAAAGAAAGAAAUGGGAAAAGCCCAACAAGAAUCUAGAAGUGGGUGAUCUCGUUAUAAUUCAGGACCCUAGAACACCACCACUACUUUGGCCUCUUGGACGCAUAGUGAAGACUUCGCCUGGAUCGGACGGCAUCGUCCGAGUUGUCACCAUCAAGACUCAGCGGGGAUUUUUUUUGACUAGCAUUUGGCGACACAUCCAGGGGAACGGGAUAGUGAAACUCUACAAGAGUCGUCCUGACAUCAAGCUCCACUGCGGUAUGCUGUAUGCUCUGGCCUUCCUGCCGGUGGCAGAUGUACCAGCUGGAAUGCUCUUCCUUUGGGCGUCUGCUCCAGACCUACUGAAAACAAAUAAUUUCUGCGAGUCUUGGAACAACAGAUUCCAGCACCUUGUGGGAUGUACAAACCCAUCAUUCUGGACGGUCUUUCGCGCGAUUCAGGAGGACGAGGCUCUGGAGCGCACUAGUCGACUGCUACCAUCAGAACUACGACAGCGCUUACACAACUAUGAUGAUGAAGUUAGAGGUUUAUUCUCUGAUUUUAAAGCUUUAUUCGAUAAAGUAGUUUAUGAUGAUCCUGGUUCUGAUUAUGACGAAACUGAAGCAUGCUCUAUGCAAGAUGAAAUUUCGGACUUGUACAUUUCUCUGAUCAGUGACUUGAAAAUAGUGUUACCUGCUAAAACUAAAGAAGUAACACCUCCCACCCAACCAUCUCUGCGACUGCCCAAAUUUGAGUUGCCCAAAUUCAGCGGUAACUACGAAGAAUGGGUGUUUUCCAAAGAUGGUCAGCAAACUGUACUCCGUGCUGUGCUCGACUCUGCAUCUCAACUUACAUUGAUAUCUGAAAGAGCUGUUCAGCUCAUCAGUGCCUCCCGUACUCGAGCACAUGAUGAAAUCCAAGGAAUUUCUGGCUCACUAAUUCAUUCUAGAGGAGUAGUGCACAUUGAUAUAUCUGCAGUUAAUGGUCAACGCUUAGCCUACCAUCAUCCAUGCUUGGUUUUGAAUCGUAUCACUUCACCACUGCCUCAGAUCCCCGUCUCACCUCAAGUGAAGGGAUCUUUAAAUGAUUUUGUUCUUGCAGACCCCUGUUUUGACAAACCUGGAGAAAUUGAUCUAUUGAUCGGAGCUGAUUUAUUCGCUCUCUCACUGACUGGUGAGCAGCACUUCUUAGGCCAUAACCUGCCCCAAGUUUUAGGAACUAUAUUCGGAUUUGUUGUAAUGGGCAUAGCUCCUGUUGCUACAUCUGAGUUAUCAAUCCCAAAAACUGUUUCUGAUAAAAGGCACCUGUUGUUUGAUGGUGUAAACACUUAA